Priapulus caudatus is the source of this 1061-nucleotide messenger RNA. RefSeq names its product cytochrome c oxidase subunit 4 isoform 1, mitochondrial-like. Gene Ontology annotation, biological process: mitochondrial electron transport, cytochrome c to oxygen. The coding region runs from base 94 to 690 and encodes 198 amino acids. The transcript is spliced from 5 exons. The record is from RefSeq and is a predicted model, not a curated record. Lineage: Eukaryota; Metazoa; Priapulida; Priapulimorpha; Priapulimorphida; Priapulidae.
CAUCCAUGAUGAUAAUUAACCCGGGUUAACCCAAAAGCCGUUCGUUUAUCUUUCCUAACCCAGAUGCGUUUGAUUUUGUACCCAGGUUAACCCAUGUGGCUCUGGGGAAGCAAAUCGAACGCACUAGUAAAUAGGUCAGUUGCUUUCAGAAUGGCAGGAACGGUUCUUCGUGCAUCAACGCGUCAACUACUCGUGCAGAGAAGUCACUUGCUCGCCCCAGUUACAGGCUACCAUGCAAGAGCAAAGGUCGGCAACAGAGACAUCGUUGGAUUUGGCUUAAAUGGGGAGCCAACAUACGUGGAUCGAGGUGAUUUCCCAUGCCCUGCUGUGCGUUUUAUGGAGAACACUGCUGAUGUCUAUUCGAUGAGGGAAAAGGAGAAGACAUCUUGGAUAGGGCUGAGCAUGGACGAUAAGAAAGCAUUGUAUCGAGCUUCAUUUUGCCAAACGUUUGCUGAAAUGCAUGCUCAAGGCACCGGUGAAUGGAAGUCGCUGACCGCAGGCACGAUCUUUGGCAUAACACUGGCGCUGUGGAUUGUCAUCUUGGUUAAGUUAUAUGUAUAUGAGAAACCACCUCACACACUCAGUGACGAGUGGAAGGCUGCCAGUUUAAAGAGAAUUAUUGAUCAGCAGCAAGGUCGGAUAGAAGGCCUCUCCUCCAAUUGGGAUUACGAAAAGAAAGAAUGGAAGUAAACUAGCAAAUUGUUGUUCAGAAUCGCGUGCUUUUCCAUAAGACUUCGAAAUAUAUUAGUCAGUUUAAGAAAAUAAUUCUGUAAUUUUUCAAUGUAAUGAUAUAAGGAGUAUAUAAAUAGAUCUUUAUGAUGAUGAAUCUCUGUGGACUCCUGAUAAUAUGGCCAGUAAAAACAAGGUGGAAGUUGAGUUGAAUUGUUGAAUUGUUUGGAAUUGUUGCUUAGCUCACCCUAACAUAGAUCUGAAACAGGAGGCUCUUUAUUUGAUACAGUUUUACAACCCUGUUAGCAAUUUGUUGUUUCUCAUGUUGUUGACUUUUUUUUUAUAACCCUUUGAUAACUCAGUGAACGAAAAUAAAACUUUGUUGAAAGACA